Messenger RNA from Rotaria sp. Silwood2, 1659 nucleotides. Lineage: Eukaryota; Metazoa; Rotifera; Eurotatoria; Philodinida; Philodinidae. The record is from the annotation of a GenBank genome assembly.
AUGGCUGGCUAUUCAUACCAAUCAUCCUACUCAUCAGGAGGAGGUGCCGGCGGUGCUGCCGAUACUGUCUUCAACCAAGUCGAUGCUAACAGAGAUGGACGUGUUGAUCUCGGUGAAUUCCGUAGUUUCCUCGGUCAAAACCUUGGUGCUGGUGCUGGUGCUGGCUACGGUGCUGGUGCUGGCUACGGUGCUGGUUCAUCAUGGGAAUCAUCAUCAGCAUACGGUGGUGGUGCUGGUUUAGGCGGUGGUGCUGGUUGGGGUGCUGGUGCUGGUUUAGGCGGUGGUGCUGGUUGGGGUGCUUCUGCUGGUUUGGGCGCUGGUGCUUCAAGCUUCGAGUCAUCGUCAUUUGAAUCAUCAGGUGCUGCUCUUGGUGGUGGCUAUGAUGCAUCAUACGCUGUUGGUGGUGGUCUCGCUGGCGGUCUUGCCGGUGGUGCCACUAGUUACGAAUCAAUCGCAGGCGGCGCUGGAUUUGCUGGUGGAGCAGCCUUUGAUUCAUCAUCAGCAGCUGGUCAUGUUCACUACGCUACUGAUGCUCAAGGUCUCUUCCAAGAUCCAAACCCACAAAUCAUUCGUCGUCCAGCUCCUUCCGGUGUACAAACAUACACACAAAACAUCCGAGUUCGCUUCCUUCAACCACCACCAGUUCCAGCCCCAGGCCCACUCAUCAUCAGGGAAGUGCGCCCACCUCAACCACCUGUACCACCCCCACUUCGUAUUCGUCAAGUAGCUCCAUCUCUUCCUCCUCCACCACCACUCGUUCUCCGUGAACGACCACCAGUACCACCACCAGUUAUUGCAUCACAAACUGUCAUUCGUCGUUUGGCUGCUUUACCAGUUCCACCACGAUCAGUCAUCAUCGAACGUCUUCCACCCGCUCCACCAAAACCACGUGACGUCAUCAUUGAACGUUGGAUUCCAUAUGGACCUCACGCUAAACGACGCACCAUUGUUCAACGUGCUGCUGCUGCUCAAGCAUACCAAGCUCCACGCAACGUUAUCAUCCAAUACGAGCCAGCUCAAGUUCGCAUUGUUCGUCAAUUCCAACGCCUCGGUGUUGUUGCAGCUAGUCCAGCUGCCUAUGUUCAAACAUAUGGUGCUCAACUUCUUGAUGCUGCUACACUUCUUUCACAUGCUCGUGCUGCUGGUGUUGUUGAAGAUAUCUCAGCUCCUGGUUUUGUUGGUUACAGUGCUGCCACAUAUGGUCAAGAAUCAUUCGGUGCCUCAGCAGGUUUAGCUGGUGGUGCUGGUGGCAUUGGUCUUGUUGGUGGUGGCGUUGGCCUUGUUGGUGGAGGUGCUGAAGUUGUCGAUGCUGGUCUUGCUUUUGGUGGUGGACUCGGUUCAUCAUCAUUUGAAUCAUCAAGCUUCUCAUCAGGUGGUGCUGGUGGUCUCGAAGGCGGUUUUGUUGCUGGUGGUCUUGGUGGUGGUUAUGGUGGUGGUUAUGGUGGUGGUUAUGGUGGUGGUUAUGGAGCAUCAUCAUUCGAAUCAUCAGGCUUAUCAGUAGGUGGUGGUGCUGGUGGAGCUAAUGCUGCUUUCCUUGCUGCUGAUACCAACUUUAGUGGCGCCCUUGAUCAAGGAGAAUUCCGUCAAUUCCUUGGUCAAAAUGCUGCAGGAGCUGGUGGUGGAGCAUACGAAUCAUACAGCUCAUCAUAUUCCUAUUAA